AUGCUUAAGUCAGCGACUAUAUGUGGUAAUUUUGGUAGAGUAACAGGAGGUGAGAAUGAGAAUAUUGCACAAAGUUUCGAUGUGGGACUUUGUGCAAACCUUGUGGAGGUGACAUGUGUUUGUGGUUCUAGAUUUUGUAGUCGGGAGCUUCAGCAGGUGGUUACCGCUUCAAAAGCGGGCCUUCCUUCGAUAGGCUGA
Molecule: messenger RNA, 198 nt
Organism: Prunus armeniaca (apricot)
Lineage: Eukaryota; Viridiplantae; Streptophyta; Magnoliopsida; Rosales; Rosaceae
Source: the annotation of a GenBank genome assembly